CUGAAAUGAGCCGUGUGAUAUGACGAUAUGACUCAUAUUGAGGCUGAUUUGGUGUAUGAAUUUAAGCUAAUAUACAUUAGUCGACCUUCGGAGGAAGGGAAACACCUUCAUUUCGGACCCUUAAAUGAGCUCAUUAUGAGCGUAAAGGUUCCUAACUAUGAGUCCUUAAACACUCAUUUAUGACUCAGAUUGUUUGCUGGGCACACAGCCAAAGAAAAACUUCAGUUUUCAAAUAAACAAAUAGUUUUCUAACAUUUACAAAGCAAUUUUAUUUACAUUUACCUGCAUACAUUCACCAAUUAAGCGGAAAGUCAAGCGGAUUGGAAAUGGCGCUAGUUUGGCAAAUAUGUUUGCUUUACAGCGUUCUUUUAAUCUUGCAGGCAAGUUUUUGAAACUAUUUUCUGAAAGAGUUUUACAGCACAGCCUUAAAUUUGUUAUUCCGUAUAUUUAGUACACGGCAGCACAGCAACUGGAGGAGAAGCUCAGAGAUUUAGAUAUGUUUAUCAUUGAACCAAAUGAAAAUGAGAAUUUAGCCGCUGCGAAUAGAGCAGAUGAGGAAGAUCUGAAGGGGAUGUCAUUUUGGAAUAAUCCUACAAACUGGAUCAUUGUCACCGCUGUGGUUUCAUUGUGCCUCUUGACAGCGCCACUUUGUGUUUACUUGUUUUGUCCAAAUUGUCAUAUUUGUGGAUGCAAGAUGGUCGACGUAGAGCGUACGCACAAUUGAAGUUGCAAUUUGUUGUAUGUAGUAAAUGGUGCUUAAAAAGUUAUAUUUUUUUAUUGGAAAAAUUUACGUCCUUUAAAGCUUAAUACAGAAGCUUUAGUUGGUCCAUAUGGGCAGCCGCCGGAUUAUUGUCGUAUUUCCACGCAACCGUCCCUGAAUUCUUAGAAAACUACAUUAAUUCUAAAUAAAGUUUCUUCUUGCUACUCAGAGGGAAUUAUCAGCUUGGGAAUCAACCGGUUCUUGAUAAUCGCAUUUUGCAGCUUCAGUUGCUUUGUAUACAGCAAAUAAAAAGGAAGGUGUUAGGCAGAAAUGGACAAUUAUUGGAAAGUGUUUUUAUUAUUGAGCGUAUUUCUAUCACCGCAUCUAAUCUGGAUGGGUGCGGAAGCUCGUUUACAUAUCUCAAAAGUUACCCAACCUACGGAAGCAACCACCACACCCAUACCACCUACAAAAGACGAAAUCAUUGAGCAAGUCCUACCAAAAACUACACAGUCAUUGAUACCCGAUACACCAGGUGUACGACAAUUCAAAGAAGAUUUGAUUUCCCAUUUAAUGCCGACUAUAUUGGGGCAAAAAGAAGAUGAAUCUGGUGUUUACGUAGCUCAAUUGUCAUCUGAGGAAGUAGACCAGCCUUGCACCACUGAUAGAGUUCGAAUACAAUUGAUUAGCAGUAGCUUUCCCUUGCCAGAGCGUUUCUUUCAUGCACCAAAGAGAUGUUCGGAAGAAGAUGAAGACUGAAUUUGCGCUUAACAAAGUGGAAAUAUAACAAUUCUUGUAUGAGCAAUAAUUUUUAUGGCAAAAACGCGGUAAAAUAAAUUUAAGCUCGCAAUUGAUGCAAAAAUUAA
Messenger RNA from Rhagoletis zephyria (snowberry fruit fly), 1566 nucleotides. RefSeq lists its product as uncharacterized. Lineage: Eukaryota; Metazoa; Arthropoda; Insecta; Diptera; Tephritidae. The record is from RefSeq and is a predicted model, not a curated record.